GCAAACGUACGGUUUACCGGGUUGCACCAACCAAAGCAUCUGCCUGUGUCUGCUUGCCCGUUUAACCAGGCUUUAUUGUUAAACAACGCUAAAAGUGAACGAAAAUCACGUUUUAAGGAUAUAGCAAAAAAAAAGGUGAACCAUGUCUUCCAGCUCAGCAGUGGUGCGCAUCCUCAUAAAGGGAGGUAAAGUGGUGAAUGAUGACUUCACACAGGAAGCGGACGUGUACAUUGAGAACAGCAUUAUCCAGCAAGUAGGCAAGGAGCUGAUGAUCCCCGGAGGGGCCAAAGUUAUUGAUGCCACUGGAAAGCUGGUGCUGCCGGGGGGUAUUGACACCAGUGUUCACUUGAAUGAGAGCUUCAUGAACGCCAGCACCGCCGAUGACUUCUACAGUGGCACAAAGGCUGCACUGGCUGGAGGCACUACUAUGGUGAUUGGUCACGUGCUGCCAGAGAAGAAUGAAUCAUUGUUGGAUGCUUAUGAAAAGUGUCGCUCUCACGCUGACGCCAAGGCCUGCUGUGAUUACGCUCUUCAUGUGGGAGUGACCUGGUGGGGACCAAAGGUUAGGGCUCAGAUGGAGACACUGGUGCGAGAAAAGGGUGUGAACUCCUUCCAGAUGUUUAUGGCCUAUAAGGACACAUACAUGCUGAGGGACAGUGAGCUGUUUCAGGCCCUGCAGAACUGUAAGGACAUUGGCGCUGUGGCCCGCGUCCAUGCUGAGAAUGGAGAGCUGGUUGCUGAGGGUGCCAGAGAAGCAUUGGAUCUGGGUAUAAGUGGACCCGAGGGUAUUGAGAUAAGCAGACCUGAGGAGCUUGAAGCAGAGGCUGUCCACCGGGCCAUCACCAUCGCAAACAGAGCCCACUGUCCCAUAUAUCUUGUGAAUGUAUCUAGCAUGUCAGCAGGGGACGUUUUAGCAUCUGCCAAAAUGCAGGGGAAAGUGGUGCAUGGAGAAACAACUACUGCUCACGCUGUCUUAAACGGGCUGCAGUACUACCACCAAGACUGGGCCCACGCUGCCGCUUUUGUCACUGUGCCACCUCUUAGGCUUGACCCCAACACACCCAAUUACCUGCUCGGCCUUCUGGGGAAUGACACUCUGAACGUCGUGACAUCGGACCACCGGCCCUUCACCACUAAACAGAAGGCCAUGGGCAAAGACGACUUCACUAAAAUCCCUCAUGGUGUUCCUGGUGUGCAGGACCGCAUGAGUGUUAUCUGGGAGAGGGGAGUUGUUGGAGGCAAGAUGGAUGAGAACCGUUUUGUUGCAGUCACAAGCUCCAAUGCUGCUAAGAUCUACAACCUUUAUCCCAGGAAGGGCAGGAUCAUCCCUGGAGCUGAUGCUGAUUUGGUGGUCUGGGAUCCAGAAUCAACGAGGACCACCUCUGUGACCACUCAGUGGCAGGGAGGUGAUGUAAACCUGUACGAGAACCUACGCUGUCAUGGUGUUCCCCUGGUAACCAUCAGCCGCGGUCGCGUGGUUUAUGAAAAUGGAAUCUUCACUUGCGCUGAGGGCUCAGGAAAGUUCUACCCUCUCCGAACCUUUCCAGAUUACCUCUAUAAAAAAAUGGUCCAGAGGGAGAAGAGCCAGGCACUGAAGGGUGUUGAACGUGCUCCAUACAUUGGAGAUGUAGCUGCGGUGCAGAAUUCAGGGAAGAAGGAAUUGGGCCCUGCAGAUGGAGACAUGAACCCGCGACCCUGUACUCGCCACGGGGGAAUGAGAGACCUGCACGAGUCCAGCUUUAGUUUGUCUGGUACCCAAAUUGAUGACAAAAUUCCAAAGAGAGCUUCUGCAAGGAUUCUGGCGCCUCCUGGUGGUCGGUCCAGUGGAAUUUGGUAAAGUUUUGGAGCAACACCCACAGAAAUUUGCAACUAUACACCAACAAUAUUUGACAUCCUCACAUCUGAUGGUUUAUUUAAUUUGUAUCACUUGCAACUAAACUCUGGUGUUUUUAUAUUUAUGCGUUCAAGGAAUAUAACAAUAUAUCUGUUCAGAAAUUGGGAAACAAGUCGGAAUGCUUGUGAGAGAUUUGUGUGAGAUAAAAAUGUCACAGUGUGUUUUCGUUCUUCGUGUUCAGUCAAAUGAAAUAGUGAAGGUUGUGUUAAAAUAAAACAAGUUUUUUAGUGCUGAAAUUUGUUUUAAUUUUGUUUCAUGGUUUCUUAAGAGAAAAGCACUACAAACAGUAUACAUUUUACAUUUGCUACAGUUUCAAGUAUUCUUAAGAUAGCAACCGAACAUUUGUUUAAGAAAGGGAAUGCUUCUAGAUUGUGCAUCUCGUCAUGGCUAGAAAGAAAUGUGAACCAUUGUAAAUUAACUUAAUAUUUAAACUCUUCUUAUGUGUUGCAGUCAACUAUACAGUACAUUUACCUCAUUGUGUUAUCUCUUGAUCUACACUAAUGUACAAAAGCACCGUGCCUCUUAACACUUUACAACUGUUACACUGAUCCGUUCACAACAUUUUCUGACUGGUAGCUACAGUUAAAAAAACAACUUCAGCUACAUUUUGACUCUACGUUUAGGUGUUCAUAUUUUUAUGCAUCAUAUUUCUUGACAUAGGAUGAAUAGGCAAUUCAAGGUAAUUGUUUCUUUUGUGAUUUUGUUGUUAUUUUUGUCAUACCAUUGGUUCAUACAGGCCCUUUAUGUGAUUUAUAAGCACAUAGCCCUAAGACCUCCUAAAAUGUGAAUUAAGAAUAACUUUAUUUACUUUGUCACAUAUCAAAUUGUGUACAUUUCUACAAGUAUUGAUUUCUUAGUGACAAUAGUUUAAAUCUUUGAUUGUUUUUAAGUAUCCAAAAAUCUACUCUUUAAUAAAUGCUCUUUACUACCUAAAUUUGCAGUGUUACUUUAAGAUCUUUCUAGAACGACGACUGUCAAACAUUCUAAUCUAAACAGUGAAAUGUAAUGACAGUGUAAUACGAUUGAUUCACUCUGGUUGCUCACUGAACGAUUCACACUGUGCUUUGGAAACAAUUGAUUUUCAUGCAGCAAGUGAAAUUGAUUGAGAAAGGUUUCUGCCUCACGUCUGAUCAUUAAUUUCAAUGUGCUCCACUACCACUAACCAACCACAAAAACACCAGACUGCUAACUGAGGCAUGUGUUCAUUUUGUACAUAUACUGUCUUAAUAAGCAGCUCCACGUAUUUGAAGACCUUCUGUAGAGACCAUUUGAAACACAUUAACUGUUUAGCUGUACAUCCCGAUGUCACAGUAAAACAAGCAUUAGAAUGGCAAGACAGAAUCUGUUGGUGCUGAAUAUUCAGGUAGUUUUUUAUUCUGUAUUUUCAGUAUGCUUUUCCAUUUUUUAACAUGAGCUGUGUAUGCACUACCGUUGUACGUAUGAACGUAUUAUUGUUUAUCCCAUGAAAAAUUGCAAAUAAACCCCCUUCAACCUCA
Xyrauchen texanus (razorback sucker) is the source of this 3390-nucleotide messenger RNA. RefSeq names its product dihydropyrimidinase-related protein 5-like. The transcript is spliced from 13 exons. Gene Ontology annotation, cellular component: cytosol; cytoplasm. NCBI's taxonomy places the organism in Eukaryota, Metazoa, Chordata, Actinopteri, Cypriniformes, Catostomidae. The record is from RefSeq and is a predicted model, not a curated record. The coding region runs from base 143 to 1837 and encodes 564 amino acids. Gene Ontology annotation, molecular function: hydrolase activity, acting on carbon-nitrogen (but not peptide) bonds, in cyclic amides.